CGGCCGGCCGGACGCGGGAACAUGGCGCGGCCGCCGGCGAGCCUCGGGUCGCAGGCGCCCGACGGGGACCGCAGGGAGGCCAACAUGGUGACGCGAGUGUCGCAGUGGGCGGACAACCACCUGCGCCUUGUCCAGAACAUCAGCACUGGAAUGGCCAUAGUUGGAAUCAUGAUACUAAUAAGAAGUGUUCGACUGACAUCAAAAUUUACAACCUCUUCAGAUAUUCCAGUAGAAUUCAUAAGAAAGAAAGUUAAACUACGUGGCCGAUUACACCGAAUAACUGAUUGUGGUCUAGAAAUUGAACAUAUUCCUAUUGCUUUACCUUUUAUAUCUUCGUGGAAAAAGGAGCCAUGUGGGCUUUUGCUGGUUAAGCUGGCUGGAGUAGAACUCACUGAAACCGGUAAGAUCUGGUUACAGAAAGAGCUCAAACCUUCCCAGCUGCUGUGGUUCCAGCUUCUUGGAAAGGAGAAUUCAGCACUCUUCUGCUACCUUUUAGUGAACAAGGGUGGAUAUUUUAAUGUGAAUCUGAAUGAGGAAAUUUUGAGAAGAGGCUUGGGCAAAACCGUUCUUGUUGAAGGGCUAAAUUAUGACUCAAAAACACACUGGGAAGUCCACAGAAACUUACUUAAAGCUGAAUUGACAGCCUUAAAGAAAGGAGAAGGAAUAUGGAAGGAAGAAUCUGAAAAAGAAAGUUAUUUUGAAAAAUUCAAAGAUUCCUGGAGAGAAAGAUGGAAAAAGGACAAUUGUUUAAAAACAACCAGACCAGAUUUCAACUUGACCAAAGAAAGUUAUUCUGACAGGUUUCGGAGGGCUUAUGGAAGCUGGAAGGACAACAUGGGCAACUUCUCUUUAGUUUUGAAACUCAGAGAACUUGUGAGCCGCUUACACUUUUGGAGGAAAGGAUGAAGCAUCCUUCAGGUCUAGAGGUGACCUCUGAAGAGUGAAAUGCAUGGACCACUUUUUGUUGAGUCAAAAUGGAAAUUCCUUCAGGUGACCAAAAUUCUAGUCUAGUUGUCCUUAAAUAUUAAAGACAUUGUUAAUAUCAAAAUCAAUUUGAAAGACUUACAAUCAAUGUACUAUACUUUCAGGGAAAAUGACACACUAUAGAAAGUUACCUGGUAGGAAGAGAUAUAUAUAUAUCGCUAUUCUCCCUCCCUGCCCCCUAGUGCUAGGGAUUGAACUCAUGGCCUCAUGCCCUCUGGACUACCUAGCACACCGCUUCUGAGCUACAUUGACAGCCCUGUAUUGUUAAUAUCUCAAGAGAAAAUUUAAGGGGCUGGAGAAAUGGCUCAGUGGUUAAGAGCACUGACUGCUUUCCCAGAGGACCCGGGUUCAAUUCCCAGCACCCACACGGCAGCUCACAACUGUCUGUAACUCUAAUUCCAGGGCAUCCAAUACCCUCACAUAGACAUACAGGCAGGCAAAAACACUAACACACAUAAAAACUAAAAACUAAAAAAAAAAAUUUUAAAAAGAGAAAAUUUAUGUGUUGACUAUUAAAUUAGUUAUUUUGGGCAGCCAGAUUUAAUAUUUGUUUUUCAAUUUCAUCAACUUUAUAAUAAAAUAAUUUUUCAAAUGUUUUCUUUCUGAAGCCACACUUUUCCUCCCAGCAUCUUUCUAGCUGCUAGUGAGAUUGGGCCAGUGCCACAAGAGGUGUGGACACCAUUCUUGGUAAUAAAGAUAGCUAACAUCUCCCUGUUGUUAGAUGAGAGGGUUGCCCUUAAGACAAAGGAUGAGGGUAGCAGCACAGAGCACAGGAAGAAAGGAUCUUUGGGACAGAACCCUGAUUUAGAGAGUAAACUGCCCUGAUAGAAAGCCAGUUUGGAGUUGGGCAUGGUGGCACAUACCUGUAAUCCCAGCACUCAGUAAGUAGAGACUGGAAGAUAAGGAAUUCAAGACCAGUUUGGGUUAAUAUGAGCUUUUAUAUAAAAAUAAAAAACAAAACAACUAAAGCGAAAAAGCCCCCCAACCACUUUAAUGUAUGUACUAAAAUCUUCCUUACAAUGUAAUCCUCUUUCACGAAGCCAACAAUGUUUUGCUAACUGUCGGACCGUGGUCUAGGAAUAGAGUCGUGCAAGAGGAAUUCUGAGUGCUUGUGAGAAAACUCCAAGAAAACAGGACAAGAGUCUUGUGACUAUAGUUUCUUAAAAAAUACAGAACUGUUCUUGGAAUGUGAUUUCAUGCCCCUCCCAGGUGUAGCAGAUAGGAGUGAGUUGGCAUCAGAUUAUUCGUUACAGCUGGCUAUGGUUAUUUAUUCAUAUGCCUCUAUGGAAAAACAUGGUUUUGCCACGUUUGGUUUGUCCUUGUGAUUGUAAACUUGACUUAUGUGACUCCUCUUAGCCCUCAGAGUAUUAAUUGUCUGCUGCUCUGAAUAAAGUUGGCCAUUGCAUGAGA
Peromyscus eremicus (cactus mouse) is the source of this 2394-nucleotide messenger RNA. RefSeq names its product chromosome 6 C3orf33 homolog (gene Miso1). Bases 22 to 906 code for a protein of 294 amino acids. The transcript has 5 exons. The record is from RefSeq and is a predicted model, not a curated record. NCBI's taxonomy places the organism in Eukaryota, Metazoa, Chordata, Mammalia, Rodentia, Cricetidae.